Messenger RNA from Plasmodium fragile, 3930 nucleotides. RefSeq lists its product as uncharacterized. Bases 1 to 3930 code for a protein of 1309 amino acids. The transcript is spliced from 3 exons. The record is from RefSeq and is a predicted model, not a curated record. Gene Ontology annotation, biological process: protein deubiquitination. NCBI's taxonomy places the organism in Eukaryota, Apicomplexa, Aconoidasida, Haemosporida, Plasmodiidae. Gene Ontology annotation, molecular function: cysteine-type deubiquitinase activity.
AUGGAUUCUCCCGUCACGUCCAAUUCGCCCAGCAAAAACUUAACCCUUGAUAAGAUUCAAAUUUUGAAUUUGUUUAAGCUGUUUGAUAAUCUGCCCUGCGACCCAAAGGGAGAAAAUGAGACAUGGCACAUCGUGAACAAAGAAUUCAUAGACAGCCUGAGGAGCUACGAAGAAGGGAAGGCGAGUCGGUACCACACUCUCAUCAACAACAAGAUAUUUGUGGAGGAUGCGAGUAACGUCACCACGAGGACGAGGCUGCUUAAAGAUUACGAAAAUGGCAACGGAGUCAACUUCCUCCUCUACCCAGAGAAGGCCAUAGAGGUGCUGGAAAAGCAUUUUCAAUUUAACCUAAAAAUCCCGCGAGCAGUUUACCCUUAUAAAAUUCCUAACAGUGAGAGAGUAAUUUAUAAGGUAGACAUCCAGCCGCUCAAAGUUGUGGUGUACUCGAAGAACCCCAACGACUUCAGCAACCCUGCCAAGAUGAAGAUCGUCUUCCUGCGCAACGACACGGUGGAGGACGUACUGAAGGAGAUCGUUACCGACUUCGACCCGACGAGCUUCAAGAAGAACCUAUUCUACGCAGAAGAGAUAAGCGGCCAGAGGGAGUACAACUGGGAGCGUCUCUACCUGCACGAUUCAACGGAGUACCCCCUAAAGAAAAAGAUGCACGAGUAUGACAUUGAUGAAAGGACCUGUUUGUUAAUAACAAAUGAGCGAGCAGACAUAAAGUGCCUGACGAAUGAAAGCGACUAUGGGUACACGAGACGGGAGGCUAGUUUCAGGAGAUCUGAGAAGGAGGAAGACUGUAUGAGGGGUUACUCCAGUGGACGCACUGGAGGGUAUGGUAGUAAUAGUAGUACUACCCAGGGCCAGGCAUACACCCAGGGGUACCCCUCUGAAGACAGCAUGGUGAAGCAAAUAAGUUACAUAUUUGAGCAUGGGGGGGAUAGAGGUUUGAUCAACUUGGGAAAUACAUGCUUCUUGAAUUCCUCCCUGCAAUGCUUAGCGAAAAUAAAAAAAUUUUCCAACUACUUCCUAAGUGGGACUUUUUGGGGUCACAUAAAUUACUCGAACCCAGUGGGUCAACAUGGGCGGCUAGCUAAAGCGUAUUAUGAAACGUUAUUAGAGCUGUGGAAGGUAAAUAAGAGAAGCGAACCGUACGCCCCAAAGGCAUUAAAACAAGCCAUAAGUGAAAAGAGGGAUGAGUUUUAUGGGUACCAACAACACGAUUCACAAGAAUUAUUAGCCUUCCUGCUUGAUGGGCUCCAUGAAGAUUUGAACCUAAUACAGAAGAAGCCCUACUAUGAAGAGAAAUUACAAGGAGGGUUAGAUAAACGAGAUAUAGAUGUUGCUGAAGCGUCGUGGAAUAGGCACAAAGAAAUUAAUAACUCCAUUAUUGUGGACCUGUUCCAAGGACAGUACAGAUCUCGCUUACAAUGCCCUAAUUGUAAAAAAGUUAGUAUAGCAUUUGAUCCUUUUAUGUAUUUGUCAAUUCCCUUACCACCUAAAAAGAAUCACCGCAUUUGGUUCCACGUCAUUCUAACUCGGGAUGCUCCCAUAGGCAUGAGAUUUUCCUGCUCCUUUAGUGGUUCACAGGAGGUCUUAAAAUUGAAAAAAAUUUUUUUGACCAUAAUAAAAAAUUUAAAAGUGAAAAGGAAGAAUAUUUUACUUCAUAAUAAGUGUAUAAUUCAAAAUAGCAAAGAGGGUUCGCAUGAGGGAAGAAGUAACAGCCAUGCGAAUGUAGCUGCCGCUGGUAGUAGUAGCGGCAACUGCCUGGGGGGAGCGGACAGCACCAGUUAUAACGCCUUCAAUUUUCAUUAUAAAUAUUUAGAUGAUAAAAAUGAAUUUUACGAAGAUAAUGAACACAACUGCACCAAUGCCGAUAUUGCAAAUUACGUGAGGGCAAUAAAAAACAAAAGUAAAAUAAAAAACACUUUGAAGGAGCAAGAAAUUUCUACCUUGUAUGAGAGCAUUUGCGCCAUGUGUAAUAUACCAUCGAUUGAAGAGUUAGAGGUUAAUAAUUUAAGUUUUCUUUUUACCAAAUUUAAAAAUCUUGCAUGUAAUCAGUUUUUUCAUGUCUUAAAUAACUCCGAUUUUGUAACCGAACCUCAUACAAGAAAUGGAAAAGGGAUAAGUCACAUAUUCGUUUUUAUGGUCCCUAAGUUUUAUUCUCACCUGGUUGAUAAAAAUGGAGAAGUUAAGGUAGGAGAUGAAUGUUUGGAGGUGCUUACCAAUUCGACCGUCACCACGAACAACACCAGUCUUAAGGAUGAAGAGAUGAAUGUGAAGAAUGAAACCAGCAAUAACAAUAUCGUUGAGAAGAAAUCGCUUAAGGAGAAGAACAAUAAUCACUCUAGCAAAAUUCUUAAAAAGAGAAAGGGUCUGCUGAGUUGCUGCAAUAGUAAUGGUGGUAGUCCUGUGCGGAAAGGAGAGAAAAUGCACCCUUGCGGGGCAGAGGAGGAAGAAGAUGAAGAGGUCAAUCCCUUAACAUCCACCGCAGGGGGAUCGAAUGGAAAUGCUAACAACAGCGCAGUAGAGCAAUAUGAAGAACAAAUGGAAGAGUCAAACGAUAUUAACAUGCAAGAGGAGGCAUCCUCAGAGACACCUUUAAAUGAUUCUAAUGGGAUAAGCAAGAGCAGGACCCACUGCGAACAACACAUUUCCUACAAUGAACUUUUUAAAGACCGAAUUAUGUUUAACCAAGAUGUUUACAAUUUACACGACAAGUACUUCUCCCUCUUGAUAGUACCUGUGUGUAAAGAUGAGCAACUUUUUUAUAAAAUGAAAAAUAAUGAUUUGCCCCUCCUCUUUAAUGUCCCCUUCAAUUUUACGCUAAAUGACCUGUACGGCAAGGUAGAAAAUGCCUACCAGAAAAAUCACGCGAUUAGUAGGGCGCCUAAGGGGACCGUCCCCACCACGUCCACCAAGGUUACUAAUCAAGCAGAUGUUACCAGCCCGUACGGAGAACUGUACACACAUAAUGCGAAUGCAAAAAGUGGAGGAGAUGAGGAAAGUGCUAAGAAGGAUAACAUAUCGAGUAGCGACGUGGCGAAUAAAGCCAUCACAAGUGAGUAUGACCGUGUGUUGGAGGAGAACGCAAGCCCAAGCGAAGUUGGCGCAGAGGAUGACGGCACCAACAGGUUCACUCUGCAUCUGUCCAGCUAUAACGUGAAAGAAGAGUGCAUGUCCAAGGAUACCCUGGGGCUCGAACUCAAAAGAGAUGAAACGUACCUCUCAGAUUAUAUAAAAAAUUCUGAAGAAAAGCGACUCAUAAUUAUACACCUGUACAGUGGGGACAUAGAGUAUGAAUUAUCCCUCGACAUAAAGACUAUCACCUUUGUCGACUUGGAGGAACGUUAUGGCAUUGACACUUGUUUGAAAUUAUUUUCAGAGGAGGAGCACCUAGAUGAGAAUAACACCUGGUAUUGUGGCAAUUGCAAACUCCACGUACAAGCUUAUAAAAAAUUGGACCUAUUUCGAAUGCCCAUCAUUCUCAUUCUACACUUGAAAAGAUUUAACAAUACGAAUAGGUGGUUGAGGACAAAGAUCGACUCGUAUGUUUACUACCCUCAUAAGGAAAAUGAAUACUUGAAUAUGACUCCAUACAUUCUGGAAGAUGGUUUAAAGCACAUGACAAAAAUGGACCCUGGUUAUUCCCCUUUGUAUGAAUUAAUUGGAGUUAAUUGUCACACGGGUGGUCUGUGUGGGGGGCACUACUUUGCGUAUGUGAAACUCAACGGCCAGUGGUACAAUUUCAAUGAUACCUAUGUGACCACCAUUGACGAAUCACAGAUCAACACUAAAAACGCCUACCUGCUGUUUUACCAGCUGCAUACCCACAAGAAUGAGACCUUUACGGGUGUAGCAGAGGAGAGAAAUUUGGCUGAAGAGGAAGCCAUUCGCAUGGCCAACGCGAGUUACUACAACUAG